UCUAUUCACCUAGAUUCUUUUCUUUUUUUUUUUUGUCUCGCUUCGAUCGAUAGAUUCUUCCCUUCUGUCCACUUACUUACCUUCUGAAGCCUUGUCCUAUUCCCCCAUUUCCUCUGGAAAAAGCCAUGGUGACAAUGGCAUCCAUGGCUUCCCAUUUCAGAACAAGAGCUAUGGACCUACGUUGUUUAGUGGUUGUGUUUUGUGCAGUCUUGGUUCCAAGUUUUGCCGAGCUUCAAAGGUUUGAACACCCCAUAAAAAGUGAUGGGUCGCUUAGCUUUCUGGUUGUUGGAGACUGGGGCAGGAAAGGGCUUUACAAUCAAUCUAAAGUUGCCUUUCAGAUGGGAAGGAUUGGAGAGAGACUAGAUAUAGACUUUGUCAUCUCAACAGGUGACAAUUUCUAUGAUAAUGGGUUAGAAGGUGUAUAUGAUCCAGCAUUUAGAGAAUCCUUCACAAAAGUUUACACCGCCAAAAGCUUGCAAAAGCAAUGGUAUAGUGUUUUGGGAAAUCACGAUUAUAGAGGUGAUGCAGUGGCGCAGCUGAGUCCUAUUCUACGAAAGAUUGAUAAACGAUGGCUUUGUCUAAGAUCCUUCAUCCUUGACACAGAAAUAGUAGACUUCAUCUUUGUUGACACCACUCCAUUCGUGGAUAGCUACUUCGUAGAGCCAGACCAUGUUUAUGAUUGGAGAGGUGUAGAACCUCGAAGAACUUACGUUUCUCAUCUUCUCAAGGAUGUGGAAUUAGCAUUGAGAAAGUCAACUGCAAAGUGGAAAAUUGUUGUUGGUCACCAUGCAAUUAGAAGCGUUGGGCAUCAUGGCGACACUCCCGAGCUUAUAAAGUAUCUACUUCCAAUACUUAAGGCCAACAAUGUUGAUCUUUACAUAAAUGGGCAUGACCACUGUUUGGAACACAUUGCAAGCCUUGAUAGUUCGAUUCAGUAUUUAACAAGUGGAGGAGGCUCAAAAGCAUGGAGGGGUGACAUUGAACACCGUGAUAAUGAUGCUUUAAAGUUCGUCUAUGACGGCCAAGGUUUCAUGUCUAUGAAGAUGACUCAAACAGGUGCUGCCUUUGCCUUCUAUGACGUUGUUGGCAAGGUUUUGCACAAAUGGAAGAUUCCUAGACAGCUGCAAUCUGCAGUAUAAGCUUCCAUAAACAAGCAGGAAGCAAAAAAAAAAAAAAA
This is a messenger RNA of Theobroma umbraticum, 1177 nucleotides long. Its product is annotated as purple acid phosphatase 3-like. Lineage: Eukaryota; Viridiplantae; Streptophyta; Magnoliopsida; Malvales; Malvaceae. Gene Ontology annotation, molecular function: acid phosphatase activity. The record is from RefSeq and is a predicted model, not a curated record.